ACAAUUUGUUGCUACAAAUUAUUGAAAGCUGCUGCAACUUUAUGAAUUCCAAUUCCAAUGCCUGUCGCCUAAUUAAGCCGCUUGGGCGCCUAGAACAGGCAACACUCACAAUCGGUUAUGGCGCUUGUGGCAAGUUUGGGCUACGCAUUGCGACAAGCGCGCUUAGUGUCCAAAUUUGCAAUCGUCGUCUAACUGUUGAACAGCAUCUGGUUUUUGGUUUUGCUUUGGCCAAUUUCCGGUGAACGACAGCUUGAGUUGGCCGCUCUUAGCCAACUUGGCUAACUUGGCUGUCUCCCGCGCGCUGUGACAAACAAAAAUGCGUGGCAAGGUCGUCAGUUGCAUUUGUUAAACGAGUCACGCAGUCAACUGUUGGCAAAAUCCAACACAAUUUGAAUAAGGUUACAGUCUUUUUUAUAUACUAUAUAGCUUAUAUAUUAGAUGCAUUACAAGAUCUGUGCAGACAGUUACAAUCACGUAGGUGAAAACGUAAAACUUUUUAUGCUUUUUUUGUUACUCCGCACGCAUCGAUAAUUGAAACUUUCGACUGCGAUUGGGCGCUGGCAAAAGUUUAUAAUUAAAAGCGGUUGAAAUGCAAAUUAAUUAAGCUAUGUUUAACUUACUGUUUAGUAGGCUAAACUAAUUCUUAGUCGUUUUGUUGUUAACUGCAUUACAAUUAACGAAAAUGCCCAAAAAAACUGCCGCAAAUCGCAUUCACUUUCUUAGCCAUGGCUAGGCAGACGCCACGCGUUGCUGGCCAUGUAUCCAAAAAAAAAAACAGUUGACAACAGCAAUGUGUGAAACGUGCUGCGCAUUUGGAUCACAGGCGCAGACGCAGCCGUAGCCGCUGCCGUAGCCGUAGCCAAGUGUCAUCAGCUGUUGCCCCCUCCAUGCAAAUUUUGCAAAUUGUAUCAUUCGGGAGCGGGCGGUAUAAAAGACGUCGCUGCUUUUGGUAUGGCAUGUCAGUUCAGUUUUGUUAACCGACAGUGAUAAUCCAAACAAUCCCCCAAGCCGCACAAUGAAUCCUUUGACGGUUGUUGCAGUUCUAUCCACCUUGGCGCUGUCUGCGCAGGCGCAUGCUCCACUGGCUGCUCCAUUGGCCGCUGCUCCAGCACCUUACUUUGCACCCGCCGCGUACUCCGCGCCUUUGGGCUUGGCUCAUCCCGCUGCAUACUCCGCGCCUUUGGGACUUCCCCAUCCAGCUGCCUACUCCGCACCCUUGGGCGUCGCUCAUCCAGCUGCCUACUCCGCACCUUUGGGCGUCGCUCAUCCAGCUGCCUACUCCGCGCCUCUGGGCUAUGCUGCGCCUGCUGCUCUAACUGCUCCUUUCGGCUACUCCGCACCUUUGGUACACAAGACUUUCGCCGCUGCUCCUCUGGCCGCUCCAGUUGCUGCUCCUCUGGCUGCCCCUCUGCCCGCUCCCGUUGCCCCUGUGCUUGCCAAGACUAUUGCUGCUCCUCUGGCUGCGCCAGUUGCCGUUGCUCCAGUUGCCGCUGAUGUUGUCGAUGCUUACCCACAGUACAAGUUCGCCUACGAUGUGCAGGAUGCGCUGACCGGUGACUCCAAGACACAGGAGGAGACACGCGAUGGCGAUGUGGUGCGCGGCUCCUACUCGCUGAUUGAGGCCGAUGGCUCGCGUCGCAUUGUCAGCUACUAUGCCGAUGACAUCAAUGGCUUCAACGCCGUCGUCCAGAAGGAUGUGCCCGUGGCUGUGGCGCCAGUUGCGCCAGUUGUUGCCAAGCUCUCAGCGCCUGUUGUUGCCGCUCCAGCUCCGCUGCUUGCCAAGACGCUGGCAGCACCCAUUGUUGUCUAAGGACUUGCAGCUCGACAAAGGACUUUCAUUUGUACAUAUUCGAUAAAUCAUUGUCGUGCUUAAAAAACAAACUUUCAUCGCCUAAACAAAAAUUUAAAUAAAU
This is a messenger RNA of Drosophila busckii, 1913 nucleotides long. Its product is annotated as cuticle protein 21. Gene Ontology annotation, cellular component: extracellular matrix. Bases 1016 to 1810 code for a protein of 264 amino acids. The record is from RefSeq and is a predicted model, not a curated record. The transcript is spliced from 2 exons. Lineage: Eukaryota; Metazoa; Arthropoda; Insecta; Diptera; Drosophilidae.